Salmo salar (Atlantic salmon) is the source of this 3400-nucleotide messenger RNA. RefSeq names its product protein FAM107B. Lineage: Eukaryota; Metazoa; Chordata; Actinopteri; Salmoniformes; Salmonidae. The record is from RefSeq and is a predicted model, not a curated record.
CUGUUUACUUUACCUUUGACCUAUAAAUGGUGAUUGGGUCUUAGUGUUGACAGAUAUGUCCCACAGGAUAAGAUGGGAGGGUGUGUGUUUUACUGUCAUGUGUGUCACCUUCCUAGGCAAAGGAUUCCUCUGUAUGACCACACAGACGGUUGAGUGACUAUCUAGAUGGGAAAAAAAGGACAGAGCUCUCUGUGACAGUAUUGUAGUGCACAAGUCUGGUAGCAGUAUGUCACACCUCUCUGAAUGUCUGUCCCAGGCAAGAAGGGAGAGGACAUGUCUCCAUACUCUAAAAUGGCUUCCUUCCCUUUUAUUAUUAAAAAAAACCACAGGUAGAUUUUCCGAACUAUAUUUUCACCAGUUCGGUCGUCCCUGAUAAUUGAUCACGAAGAAAAGGAGAUGAGGAUAGUAAAAGCAACUGUAGACCGUCUGGGACUUUAGAGGGGAUAGGAGGUGAGCCUUGGCCCUUUCAACUCCCUAUGUCACUUCCUUUUCCCAUGAGGCGAGGUGGUGGAAGUGCCACCAGAUGUGUUAAGCCAAACGGAUGCUUUCUUAACACCCCCCACCUGCUUGCCCUGCUACCCACCGCUGCUCACACUUACGGUUAUUGCUUUUGAUGUACACAAUCAGCACAUGCACACACACAGCAAAGACACGCAUACACACAGUAUGCAUGAGCACACACUAUUGCCUUCAAAUGAAAUACACAGGGGUUAUGUGUAUUUCUGAUGACAAAACGUUUUGUUUUGUUCAAGUGCAAUGUCUGCACAUGUAUACCCCACAUGGUGUAAAACACAAUAGCAUCAUCUCUCACAUAAUGGGAUCGAAAUAUCAUCUUUCUGUUUUUCUUUGUCGACUGUUCCUCUCUGAGGAUGUUCCUCUCAUGCAAAUUAUUUAUCGACUGUUCCUCUCAUGCAAAUACUUAGUACAUCUGGCCCUCAUCAAGAGAAAAAAAAACAUUCAAAACGUGUGGGAGACAUGGUUGUUUAUCCGUCUCUUUGUUAUGUAACUGCCUCUUUGUUGUGGUCUUCUCUGGGAUGUGAGGCAGCAGCGAGCUCUAGUGGUGAGAUAGAAACAUUACAUAUCUUCAGGGCACUUGUUUUUAAUGGGACAUACAGUAUUACAGCUCCAUGCUUGUGAUGUUAUUAUUGUUGUUGUACCUUCAACACAACGGCUAACACACAGAUUCAACUUUCAAUUUCUGAAGUUUAGAACUUAUGUUUUUUUAUUUUUUAUUAUGAAGUAGGCUGCAGGCGUAUAUUGCAGACGGGGUGUUUUUGGCCAUGUAGUCUACACUGCGUGAUGCUGAUGAUCCAUUCUGAGAAAUGUUUCUUAUGUCAUAGGCUAUGAAAUGUUACUAUUACCUAAGUAAUGCCCACAGUUCUAACAUCUCAGAGUACUUUUGGCCUAUGCUACUAAUUCAUAGAAACCCAUACACAUUGGAAUGCGACCAAUUACACACCUAGCUCACCUUUGAACUCUGAGAAAGAGAAUAGCUUGUUGUCGGUUAUUUAACAUUUCCAGAGAGAGAGUGCGUGUGUGUGUGUGUGUGUGUGAGUGAGGGGAGGGCGUGUGUGUAGUGGGCUGCUAUUAGAUAAUAGUGCAUCUCAUCAAAGCUCAUUCCAGCCAGAGGCUCCGUUCUCCCCUCAGUAGGACAGCUGCGUGCACACAGACCAGCAGGAGCUCUUCUGUUUUCUCUUCUCCUGUCCAGAGGUCAUACCAGGCUAUUGAUAGUACAGUAGCACUAUUAUUAUUAUUAUUAUUAUUAUGACUUCAAAUCAAUAGUCCAGAUGGCAACUAUGUGUAGAAUACCAGUUUUUCCUCACCUCCUGCAGGAUCGGUGUGUGGACCCAGGUCUGUCUCUGUCUCUGGGCAGGAGUGUAAUGGCUGAGCCGGACUAUCUGGAGGGGGACUGUGAGGAGCUGAUCAAACCCAAGAAGCUGUUGAACCCAGUCAAGAGCUCCAGAAACCACCAGGACCUCCAUCGAGAACUCAUGAUGAACCAAAAGAGGGGCCUAGCUCCCCAGAACAAACCAGAGCUCCAGAAGGUUCUGGAGAAGAGGAAGAGAGAGCAGGUCCUCAAGGCCCAGAGGGAGGAGCAGGAGGCCCACACCAAGAGGAGCGACCUGGAGAUAGAGCUCAUGAAGAGACAACAGAAACUGGAACAGCUUGAGUUGGACCAGCAGAAGGAUGAGGAGGAGCAGGAGAACACCCCUGAGUUUGUGAAGAUGAAGAGCAACCUGAGAAGGACCAAGCAGGAGGCCAAUGGGGAGGAACUUACCACUUAGGGAGCCACGGGGGUACUCACCCCACCUCAGCCAGAGAGGAGACUUAGCCACCUGUACUCACCUCAGCCUCUCCACUCAACACACGGACAGAGAGGAGACUUAACACGGACACAAAACACGGAACGUGCUACACGUGAAGAACAGCCAGUCAAUCUUCUGGGGAGGUCUGAUGCAGGGACCAACAGAACCAACACAGAGUUUCCAUUUCCUCUGUCUCUUGUCUUCCCCUCUUUCUCCUGUCCACCCUUCUCUCCGGCCACAGAAAGCUCUCCUUUAUGUUGUUGUUGUUAUUGUUGUCGUUGUUUUCAUUUUCAGAACCCAGAAUGGAAAAGUGGACACUGGAUGGACUCUUGAAGCUGUGUUUUGUAAAAAUGCCAAAUUAAUGUACUGUUGUUAUUUAUGUUUAUGUUUUUAGUAAUUUAGCCCCAUGUAGGGAGAUAGAGACAUCUCAGAUUAGUUUUACAGCUCAGUGUGUGGAGCAUGAACAGAGGGAUAUACUAUUAAGCAGGAUCAAUGAGUCAGCCAGCUAACUUUGAUAAACAACCAGAAAUAACUUUCGAUUUUCUGGUUAAUUAAGAAAUUCUAAUUUUAGAUCUGUGUUUUUGGUUGUUAAGUCAAUUAGAGCAUGCCAUUUCAAAAGUAUAAAAAAGUAAGUUAUUUCAGAAUAUUUGGGCAAGUUAGCUGGCCAACUAAUUGAUCCUACUUUGUAGUAUAUCCCUCAGGAGAGGACAAGUGUGUGGUUGUGUGAAAAGAACACCCAGCUAGUUUUUUUUAUUUUCAACAUGCCACUUCUUCAGCUAAUGCUAUUUGAAGCAAUACUAGAACUCCCCAAAGUAUGCAAGUGGUCUUUUCUUUCUAUAAUUCUAAUAAAUAGGUUUUUUUUAUGAAUAAAGGGGAUAUUAAAUUAGUCUUAUUUUGGAUGUGAGGUCGGCAGAGAUGAUGUCAUAUACCAGGAAGUAAGUGCAUAUGGGAGCCAACUGUUCCAAUAAUUGCAUUUGGUUCUAUGCCUCAUUUAUGUGCUUCUCUGAAUCUCUGGGUAAGAUUGAAAGACAAUCCUCUCCUCUGUCCCUCUGCAGACCUAACAUCUUAUUUUAAAUAAAUAUCAUUUAACUGCU